This is a messenger RNA of Linum tenue, 796 nucleotides long. The record is from the annotation of a GenBank genome assembly. Lineage: Eukaryota; Viridiplantae; Streptophyta; Magnoliopsida; Malpighiales; Linaceae.
CAGCCCUUUCCCUUUUCUUAUCCCCUUUCCAUCGUCUUCCUCGUGCGAGACCCCAGCCUCCUCCGACGCUCAUGACAGCGACUCCCCUGCCUCCGACUGUGAGAAACAACGGUGGAGGAGGAGGUGAGCUCGAAGGGCAACUGGAUAGCUGGAGUGGUCCAGAUCACCGGCGAGAUCCAGAUCCAAUCAAAGGAGCAACCAAACGAAAAAAGACAGAGAUAGAUGUUGGGCAGCAGCUCAACAAAAGGACAAUAACAGCAAUUGCAACACAACUAUUAUUUCUGCAAAGUCGAGAGUCACUUGUUGGAUUAAGCUAGGAGCUCCUCCUCUUUCCUUUGAGGUUUUAUUUUUCAUUUUGCUUGCAUUUGCGGUUCUCUCAUAUUCAGGGCUUUUUGUUUCCUUGCGGCAGAGUGUCAAGAUCGGAUAUUCAGAUCUGAAGCUGUCACAAAGAAGGACGACAGAAGGAGACCCGCUUCGCUAGAUUUGAACAAUGUCGUCCCUGCUUCCUCGCCGCGGUUAGAUGCCGUCGUGGUAUGUCGGAGGUUGGGUCUCGCACGAGGAAGAAAGGAGAUAGGGAAAGGGAAAGGGUUGUGGUGGUCCUCGUGUCUCCCCUUUCUUUUUUGUUUUUGUUUUUUUAAUUUAGUAAUGACGUGGACAAGCUGAGUCAGUGACGGAGAAAAUGGUUGACUGCCGUCUCAUAGGCUAAAUUUGUUCAAUAAUUUCAAAAGUAGGCCAUAAAUGUCUUAUUUGAAAAAUGGAGCCAGAACUGUCACUAACGAUAAACUUCGAGCCAAAC